Molecule: messenger RNA, 1784 nt
Organism: Gopherus evgoodei (Goodes thornscrub tortoise)
Lineage: Eukaryota; Metazoa; Chordata; Testudines; Testudinidae
Gene: PRR15L
Product: proline rich 15 like
Exons: 2
Coding region: 1363-1674 (103 amino acids)
Source: RefSeq, a predicted model, not a curated record
UAAUAUUGUUAAAAUUAUAGCUAGUGCCAAGCAGCUAAGAACGAACGAGAGCUCAGCUCUGGGGUCUGAAAUCCUGCCAGGCAGGGCCGCUUAUCUUGGAAGUAAACUAACCAGGCCUCAUGCCCGCCAGAGCUGAUCCAAGAGCUGGUUCCAUCCACCUGCGGGGGAGGAAGCGGUGAUAUUCAUGGCAGCUUUGGACUCACUUUCACUCCUUCCCUGGAGCUGCCCGGAAGGAUCGUUUGUACGAAAAGCAGAAGCCGAGCUUUGGGUGAAGGGGAACAGGUCGGUUCAGCAGAGUUUAAGGACCACGUUCUGCCGUCAGCUAAAGCCAGGUAACCCCACUGCAGACAAGGGAAGUAUGGGGCAGCGGGGGCAGCUGUGGGCAGCAUAUGGCCCUUCAGAAAGAUACAAUUUCUGCUUGCAGGAGCAUCCUGUGUUAGCCUGUUCCUAACCCAUAACGCAGCAGAUUGCAACGGGGCCCUGCUGCCUCUGGGGCCAUGACAGUAGGAUUUUUAGGGGGUUGAUUCCCUUGAUUCCACACGCCUCCUCUCUGGCCAUUACUCUGAUGUCGUCCCCACUGAGAUGGACCACAGCAGCCGAGCAAGGUGGGAAAGAGGAGAGUGAUGAGGCCCAAGCCUUGGGCCUGGUGUGGGCGGGUGCCAAGACGGGGGCAGGCUGCAGAGGAAAGCGAAGAUGGAGGAAGGACCGAGGCCGAGAUGCACAGAAAGAGGAACCGGUCUGGCAACCAGCUGAGCCAGUCUAGUUUCGACUAAUUCUUCAGAAGGAAAGAAUAGUGAAAAUACAAUAUCCUGCUAGGCAAACGGCACCAGCCGCUUUAACCCUUUGCUGCCCAAGCAUCAGGGUGUCAGGCCACCUAGAGACCCUCCCCGUGGGAGCCCUACUCUGGAGAAGCCACUGCCCCUUCCUUUCCCCAUGCCCCAGGUGAGAGCAACCUGAGCGGCCUGUAGGAAGCCAGUGGCAGCAGCUGCCCAGAUCGGGUUUCCCCUGUCAUGAAUAUUCAGAGCUUCCCCUGGCCCAGCCUCUGCUCCUGUUUACUUAGGCAGGAGUGGCUGGAUCUCGGAUUAACCUUGACACAGAGCGAAAGGGAGCAACAGGUAUAAUAGCAGCACCCCUGCACCUGCCUCCGCAGGCGCCUGAGAUGUGACAGCCGCUGCCCCCACCCUCUCCCGGUGCAGCUCAGCCUGCCAGCCCCUCAGCUGGCAAUAGCGCCCUGGAGCUAUCCCGGCCCUCAGUCCCUUUGCUCCUGCCCCUGAGUGCUCCCCUGGGGAGCAGAACGCACCCAGCAAGGGACUGAAUCAGAGCAGAGACACGCUCCUCUGCCACCAGCAAGGAGAAACCACCAUGGCAGAGACCAACAGCUGGUGGAAGCUCACCUUCCUGCGGAAGAAGAAAUCCACCCCCAAGGUCCUGUACGAGAGCCCAGACAUCUAUGCCAACGAGAACCACCAGGAGGCCACGUGGACAGAGGCAGGGAGCAAUGGUGGCGCCGAGAGUGAAUUCAACACCCGGCUGGAGAAGAUCGUGGAUAAGAACACAAAAGGCAAACACGUCAAAGUCUCCCACUCUGGGCGCUUCAAGGAGAAGAAGAAAGUGCGAGCCACGCUGGCUGAAAACCCCAACCUCUUUGCUGAUGGCGAGCGGGAGGAGAAGUGAGGCAGGGGAAAGUGGGCAUUGGGGGGAAAGCGCUGCAGGGUGGAACCAAUGCCCUGAAAUCAUCGCGCAUGGACCCGUCCCGACUCAGAGCCAGCCUAGAUGUCAGUUCU